UAAGCGGAUUGCGAGAUGGAAGAUCAAAUAAACCGAAGAAUAUUGGACGAACGAAUAGAUGUUGAAUAGAUCUCGACACUUGAUGUCUGCCAUCGAGCAAAAGUGGUUGUCGUUCGGUUUCGUCACUGAUUGCCCGACGUGCGUGUGGGUUGUUUUUCGUAAGUUCGAUAAGUGCCACAUAUGCGCCAGUAAGUGAGCUAUUGUUUGUUAAUUAAUUUAUAACAUCAAAAAUUAAGACGGUGGUGCGGAUUCUAGCAUGCGUAUGAUGAAGUGCGAGUUUGUAAUGAUUAGCUCUUGAAUCUGGACCCGAAGUUCGGUACCUGAAGUCCGGAAGUGCCAUUGAAAGUGUGAAUGGAAUCAUCGACCGCAGGAAAAUGACAAAUUUCCCCUUUUCUACUGGACUGAAGUGUGCCAAAUAGUUCUUAAAGAGGAGUUAAUUCUCAUAAUUGCGAUAAAUAAUCUGUUCCUGUACAAAAGAUUUAUUAACAGCUCGAUCGGAUCGAGUCCCGCAGAUUUUAGACCAUUGAUUCAAAGCAGUCUCGGUGUGGUUAGAAGGAAAGUGUGAUCUUCGACACCUGGUUGAAUCGUUUAAACCUACUCCACGGUUAGUCACAAAUGCGUCCGGAAAUUUCAACUUCUCACAUUCUGUCCGCUAUCGAUCCGCUGAUGACGGGAUCUACAAACGGAAGUACUAGUGGAACAUCGAACGGCAGUCACUCACAGGCCAGUGUUGGUCAUGGGCGUGGGUCCGAUGAGAGAGACCUUUCAGUUACGUUAGACGAUCGAGAUCUGUGGUUGCGGUUUCAAAACCUAACCAACGAAAUGAUUGUGACCAAAAAUGGAAGGCGCAUGUUCCCGGUUGUGAAGGUGACCGCGGCCGGUUUGGAUCCCACCGCAAUGUACACGGUAUUGCUGGAAUUUUCCCAGGUGGAUUCGCACCGCUGGAAGUACGUCAACGGAGAAUGGGUUGCUGGUGGUAAGGCCGAAGCUCCUCCCCCUAAUCCAGUUUACCUGCAUCCGGAGUCACCAAACUUCGGUCAGCACUGGAUGAAGGAGCCAAUAUCUUUCGCGAAGGUCAAACUAACCAAUAAAACCAAUGGAAAUGGGCAAAUUAUGUUGAACUCGUUGCACAAGUACGAACCUAGGGUUCACCUAAUCCGUGUUGUGUCCGAGCAACGCGAGCAGAGAGACGUUCACACUUAUCCGUUCCCGGAGACUCAGUUUAUCGCGGUGACAGCCUAUCAAAACGAGGAGGUCACAUCCCUUAAAAUUAAGUACAACCCUUUUGCGAAAGCAUUCCUAGACGCCAAGGAACGGCCGGAUUCAGUUUAUUCUAGAGAAAAUUCAACCUAUGGUUGGUUGAAUUUCCAUCCUUCUUAUGCGACAGCUCCGUCUCCACUGUCGACUUCAGAGCGCUAUCAGCAUUCACCUAUCCGUUCAAAUCGUCCGGCACCUUACACCACACAACGUUCGCGAAAUACUAGUGGAAGUUCUUCUCCUCAACCAGCUGGAUAUCUACCGUUGGAGCCGAUAUCCUCGCCUGUAUUUUCUUCAUAUUCUACAGCAUGGCAAUCUCAACCUGCUUCUGCUACUGGUUCCUAUUGGACCAGUCAGACUACGAACCCUGGUAGUCCUAACUCAAUUGGACCGAACAUUUCACCAACACCUUCGAAUGGAUCACCUAACUAUGUUACAUCUUCUCCAACCUAUGCUACGCAUCACCUUUCUUCGCACAAUACGCAGUAUAGCUCCACACCAUCAACAAGUACUGCAAAUCAAAUCGACGUCUACCAGCCCAGUGUGUCUCCACAACAAAUUUAUGCAUCCGCAGCAGGGCAUCAGAUUUAUCAUCCCACUCCAACGGUGUCCCCCAACCAUCAGCUGUACGGAAAUGUUCUGAACCCACCCACAAUAACAAAUCUUGGAUACUCAACGUCUUGGCAUGCUGCAGGAGAUUACAGUGUCUAUCAAAGCAGUUACCAUUAUCCAACGGCGGAGUACAUACCCAUGAUCGGGGACAUUGGUACGUACAAUCACCCAUCAGAAAUAACCGAAUUGACGUCGGUUCCAACAUCACACCAUCGCCACGAAUCGCUAGCAGCUUCAUCACCUGUUUCGAUCCAGUAUCAUCACAGCCACCAUAGUCAUUCGUCGGCUCCCGAAAGCUCCCUUGUAGCCGGUGUCCCUGGUGGUCAUCAUCACUGCUCGGAGAAUCAUUCACCGGAACCAAGCCAUCACACCGUUAAUGGAGGCUCGCCGGGAGCUUCGGUUUGUGGUAUCGGUCUAUCACCGCACAGUCCCGUCCGGAGUGGAUCAAGUGGAGCUUGGACGCCAUUAACACCACCGCAGACCUCGCACAUCUAAUGUUGUUGAAGUAGUUUACUUUAACAGAUGAAUUGAGAAUCUUUUCAUUGUGUAUAUAUCUGAAUUAAUAAAGGUUAUUUAUAACUAAA
Messenger RNA from Malaya genurostris, 2453 nucleotides. It is a transcript of the gene byn, whose product is annotated as T-related protein. Gene Ontology annotation, cellular component: nucleus. The transcript has 7 exons. The record is from RefSeq and is a predicted model, not a curated record. NCBI's taxonomy places the organism in Eukaryota, Metazoa, Arthropoda, Insecta, Diptera, Culicidae. Gene Ontology annotation, biological process: positive regulation of DNA-templated transcription; mesoderm formation; cell fate specification. Gene Ontology annotation, molecular function: DNA-binding transcription factor activity, RNA polymerase II-specific; RNA polymerase II cis-regulatory region sequence-specific DNA binding. The coding region runs from base 616 to 2364 and encodes 582 amino acids.